CGAUAUCUACUAAUCUUUUUUUCUUUGGUUUGUGGGUAAUUCGGCUUUUAGGUAACAGGCGAGGACACCAACAAGGAAUUGCUUUCUGUGAUAAACAGAGUGGGCAUCCUAAAAACAUUGAUGUAAUUACGAGGGAAUAAAUUAUUAUUGCUGUACGAAGUCCGUACAUGUCCGUAUGUGUAAAUGUCAUACUUUCGGACCGGAAAUGAAGGUAAAUUACGGACCGGAAAAAAGACGGUAGUCUGUUUGCUGUAAAUAGUUUUGAUUACUAGACAGUAAAUCGCGAUAUUCUGGGAAAGAAAAAAGAAGAAGAACGAAAUGGCGACUCCACCUUCAUCCUUUCAGUGUGACAUAUGCUCAAAAUCGUUUUCGAAAGCGGUUUAUCUUAAAAAACACAAGAUAAUUCACACUGGAGAUAAAAGAUUCCGAUGCGAGUUCUGUUCGAAGACGUGUCUGCGAAAUGGCGAUCUUAAAAAACACAUGGUGAAGCACACGGGCGAACGGCGAUACCAGUGUGAUGUGUGCGCCAAGACGUUCUCGCAGGGAUGUCACCUCAAAGAACAUCUGUUGGUCCACUCUACGGAGAAACCGGCCAGCUGUAACAUCUGCUGGAAGUGUUUCAAGGACAGUCGCAGUCUCAGAAGACACAUUCUGGUUCACACGGGACAGAAACCGUUCCGGUGUUACGAGUGCUGCAAGACGUUUUCCCGGAGUGCGGAUCUGAGAACUCACAUGUUGGUCGUUCACUGCGGGGAACAGAUCUACUGCUGCGGGGAAUGUUCGAGAACGUUCGCCUCACAAGACUCAUUGAAGCAACACAUGAAAGUUCACACAGCAGAAGCGUCAUCAGAAUCUGUUGAUGCUCCUACGCAAGGUUUGAAAGAUGACGCUUCGCCUACAGAACAGUCAUCAGUUUCUGGAGAGCUGGAGAUUUUUAUGUGUAGUGAAUGCUUCAAAUGUUUUUCUACAGAUGCUGUUCUGCAGAAACAUUUGUUGGUUCAUGUUGAGGAUGGUUUUGAUGAUACCAUUGUAGAUAUGGGCGACGCUGAUUCAGAUAAGUUAAAACAGAAUGGCAAUCAUAAACUCUGUCUACCGUCCUGGACUGGUAAAAGACUUUUCAAAUGUAGCAGCUGCUCGGAAUGUUUUUCUGAAGACUGUAUGUUAAGACAACACAUGUGGGUUCACGACAAUGAAAAACAUUUGAAAUCUUCUAAAGAUAGUUGUGUAACAUCAAAAAAACGUGUAAUUAAUACUACAAGAAAACGAUCAGAUCAAGGUGAAUGCUUUGACAAUCAUGCAAUACCAAAAAAACUCAUGGUACAAAAGCAUUCUGAUAAUAAAAAAUCAAUUAAAGAUGGUCGUAAGCCGUUAACAAAAAAACACAUGGUGAUGCAUCCUGAAGAAGAACGGUUGGAUUAUGUUGAAGCCUCAACUGUGAUUCGUUCUGAUACAAACAAUCUGGAUCAUGAAAACUCUCCAAAAAGUGAUGAUGAUGCUGAAUCGGAGAAUGCGGAAGAUGUCGGCAAUUCAGAACCCUCUUUCUCAAACUGUACUGACGACAAACCUUUCAUAUGUGACGAAUGCUCCAAAAGCUUUUCCAAAAAUAGUGUUUUGAAGGAACACAUGUUGUCGCAUGCCAGCAAGAAAGAUUCAUACCAUGAGGACCUUUCAAAGAAAGGUGAUGCUCCAAAACGCUCUGGCCGUAGCCGUAAAAGUUUGAUACCGAAACGACACCUGGCGAUUGAUGUGGAAGAGUAUUUGGAUUAUGUGGAAGAAUCAAACAUGGAUGGUGGAUCGGACUGUUAUGAAGAGAAUGGCAUGCUGAAAAGCACUGAAAACAAACCUUUCACGUGUGACAAAUGCUCCAAACACUUUUCUGAAGAGAGCCACCUCAAACAACAUGUGAAGGUCCAUGGCUAUAAAACAGAUUUGGAUCAUAUGAAGACUGAUAUCGACUACUGCAAAGAACGUGGCGUAACGAUACCAUAUCUACCAGCUCGUACUGAAGAUGACCUGUUUAAGUGUGGCAUUUGCUCUCAGAGUUAUUCCGAAGAAAGUGACCUGAAAGAACACAUGAUGACACAUGUCAAGGAAGAAGAUUUUGAUCGUGUGAAACCUUCAAAUAGUGUGACUGAUGACGAAGGCGAUCUCUAUAAAUGUGGCAUUUGUUCCCAAAGCUUUUCUGAGGAGGCCGUCUUGAAAUGUCACAUGAUGAUCCAUAUGGAAGAGGAAUCAUUGGAGGAUCCUGACCAUGUUGAGGGUGAUUUGGUUUCCAGGCAGAACGAGGUAAUUCCGUCCGCAGAUGGACUCUUCCGAUGUAGCCAGUGCUCCAAGGUGUUCCCUUCGAGUUACAGUCUGAGAAAACACAUGCCUGUGCAUACUGGUGUCCGUCAGUUUGAGUGCGACAUGUGUUCGAAAACGUUCACUCUUGGCGAGUAUCUCCGCGCUCACAAGCUCGUAGUGCACAGCGACAAGAAACCGUACAUUUGCGGCGUGUGUUCAAAGUCGUUCGCCUUCAACGCGACGCUCAAGACUCAUAUGAUGGUUCACACAGGACACCGACCCUAUCAGUGUGAGACUUGCUCAAAAUCCUUCACACUGAAGGGAAAUCUAAAGAGACACAUCUUCCUUCAUUGUAAUUGAUGAGCACUACAGGUGUGAACAGAAAUUAAAAAUAACUUUUUCCUAAUAAUAAUUGUAACUAAUUCUACAGUACGUAACUCGACAAUAGUCAGCUAAUAACAGGGUUCUUACGUGUCCUGGAAAUCAUGGAAUCAUGUUCUUGAAUUUUUUGAUUUUAAAAUCUAGGCCUGAUAUGUCCUGGAAAAAGCAUUAAACUUUAUUAUGUCCUGGAAAUUUAGUCAGGGCUAACUCUGGCUUUCGCCAAAUUCGUCUAUUGUGAAUUUCAAAAAUAAUUGGCAAAUUUUAUUUUAAUUUGGCGAAAUAAUUUCAUGAAAUAAAUGGUUUUGUUGGAAAA
This is a messenger RNA of Gigantopelta aegis, 2977 nucleotides long. RefSeq names its product zinc finger protein 729-like. Gene Ontology annotation, cellular component: nucleus. Bases 319 to 2643 code for a protein of 774 amino acids. The record is from RefSeq and is a predicted model, not a curated record. The transcript has a single exon. NCBI's taxonomy places the organism in Eukaryota, Metazoa, Mollusca, Gastropoda, Neomphalida, Peltospiridae.